Messenger RNA from Recurvomyces mirabilis, 453 nucleotides. RefSeq lists its product as uncharacterized. NCBI's taxonomy places the organism in Eukaryota, Fungi, Ascomycota, Dothideomycetes, Mycosphaerellales, Teratosphaeriaceae. Bases 1 to 453 code for a protein of 150 amino acids. The transcript has a single exon. The record is from RefSeq and is a predicted model, not a curated record.
AUGAUAUCCCCUCAAGUCCCCAACCCAAAAGGCCUCACGACCUUGACCGGCCGGCCGCUGGAGUACAAUCACGACACACUGACCAACGUCAUGCUCGGCGAUGGCGGUGCUGGCUUUACAUCAAUCGGCGCCAACAUGCUCCCGCAAGGCUAUACCGAUGACAGCGUGGUUCAGAUCCCAAUCAAACUCUCUGACUACGAAACCCCGAAAGAAAAUCUUGUAGCACCGGAGGAGAAGCGAGGCUUUCUUCGUAGACUGUCCAACUCUGUACAGAUUAAACAAUCGAACAACGAAGAGUUCAAGAUGGCGAAAAUGAGGAGGGGUGACUAUCUCAAGUACUGGGCUAAAGGCGAGGAUGGCAAUUUCCUACCUGCCGUAAAGGAGCCAAAGGAAGGAAGAAAGGCGUGGGUGGAGAAGCAACUAGAGUUGUAUGGGGAGGUGAAGAGGGUCUGA